Messenger RNA from Penicillium cataractarum, 564 nucleotides. RefSeq names its product cupin domain-containing protein. The coding region runs from base 1 to 564 and encodes 187 amino acids. The transcript has a single exon. Lineage: Eukaryota; Fungi; Ascomycota; Eurotiomycetes; Eurotiales; Aspergillaceae. The record is from RefSeq and is a predicted model, not a curated record.
AUGAGUUUGAACGGCGAAUUACGCCCUAUCCAACGCUACAUUACCUCCCAUGACCCAAUCACUGGAAAAGCCAUCGUGAUCCAAGCAAAACCAUCCUCGGUGGAUAAAAGAAAAGAUGACGCAAUUCGAUUCAACGUCCCAUACACGAUCUCAAGCUUUCCACCAGACAUGAACGACGAUCAAGACCUGAAGUCCCACGAACACCUCAUGUCUUCCGGCAAGCUCGGACUCGUCAAUCCCGGAGGAACGGUCUGCAGAUUUGUCGACUUUGCCCCCGACACCAAGCAACCAUUGAUGCACCGCACACAAAGCCUGGACUACGGAAUCGUGAUUGAAGGGUGUAUCGAUAUGAUCCUUGAUUCGGGAGAAGAGUAUACGCUCCAACGUGGGGAUAUUGCGAUCCAGCGUGGGACGAUGCAUGCGUGGAGGAACUCGAGUAAGACGGACUGGGCUAGAAUGGUUUUUGUUCUACAUGAUUCGAAAGAGCUAUGUGUUGGUGGCCAGGUUAUUGGUGAAGAUUUGGGGCAUGGCGCGGUUGAUGUACCUCCAAGCCGCCUUUCUUAG